This is a messenger RNA of Pipistrellus nathusii (Nathusius's pipistrelle), 1002 nucleotides long. NCBI's taxonomy places the organism in Eukaryota, Metazoa, Chordata, Mammalia, Chiroptera, Vespertilionidae. The record is from the annotation of a GenBank genome assembly.
AUGAAUCCUUCGCUACUCCUGACUGCUCUUUGCGUGGGAAUAGCCUCGGCUGCUCCAAAACUUGAUCUCAGAGCAGAUGCACAGUGGAACCAGUGGAAGGCAACACACGGGAAACGCUAUAAUGAGAAUGAAGAAGGAUGGAGGAGAGCGGUGUGGGAGAAGAACAUGAAAAUGAUCGAACUGCACAACCGGGAACACGGCCAAGGGAGACAUAACUUCACCAUGGCCAUGAAUGCCUUUGGCGACAUGACCAGUGAGGAGUUCAGGCAGGUGAGGAAUGGUUUUCAAAACCAGAAGCACAAGAAGGGGGAAAUGUUCCAAGAACCUGCCUUAGCCGAGGUGCCCCGAUCUGUGGACUGGAGAGAGAACGGCUGGGUCACGCCUGUGAAGGACCAGGGUCAGUGUGGUUCUUGUUGGGCUUUUAGUGCAACUGGAUCCCUUGAAGGACAGAUGUUCCGGAAAACUGGCAAACUUGUCUCGCUGAGUGAGCAGAACCUGGUGGACUGCUCCCGGGCUCAGGGCAACGAGGGCUGCGAUGGUGGCCUCAUGGAUAAUGCCUUCCAGUACGUCAAGGACAACCAAGGCCUGGACACAGAGGAAUCCUACCCAUAUUGUGGAACGGAUGACACUUGCAAAUACAAGCCUGAGUUUUCUGCUGCCAAUGACACUGGCUUCAUGGACAUCCGUAAGAACGAGAGGUCCCUUAUGAAAGCAGUGGCCAGUGUGGGGCCCAUUUCCGUUGCUAUCGAUGCAAGCCUUGCAUCCUUCCAGUUCUAUGAAAAAGGCAUUUAUUAUGAUCCGGACUGCAGCAGCGAGGAACUGGAUCAUGGUGUUCUGGUGGUUGGCUAUGGCUUUGAAGGAGGAGAAUCGGAUAACAAUAAAUAUUGGAUUGUCAAGAACAGCUGGGGCACAAAGUGGGGCACGGAUGGCUACAUAAAGAUGGCCAAGGACCAGGAUAACCACUGUGGGAUCGCCUCCAUGGCCAGCUACCCUACUGUGUGA